AUGGAGCCGCCACGCAAUGACGGGCCGGAUGGUUCCUCUAUCAAACCUGUAUCCUCCCUACUUGCGCGGUUCGAGAAUCUAAGUCAAUCAGCGCCUCUCGCGCCUCCCCAAAAUGCGCCCUCGAGAUCUAUUUCUCCAGCCCCCAAGCCUGAUAGAUUACGAACUUUCAAAGCCUCGCAGGAUCCUGCCCCGUCUCCCAGUCCUGCGCCCGUUGUCUCAUCCCCUCAUGCAGCUGCUUCUCAAAAAACGCCGGUAAAGCCGCCCGCGAAACCAAUACAGCUCCACGCGACAGAACAAACCACUCCUCGCAAUGGAGUUCCUGCGCUAGCAAAUAUGUCUACAACGCCGGCAAUGGCGGGCGGCACCUUGCCAUCAACUCCAACAAUGCCUCCGCCGCCUGCUCUCAAAGUCCUGCCACCUCAAUCUCCGACCCAGACUCACGCUUCGGCUGUUGUGUCUGCCGACCAGUCGCCAUUCUUAGAUCCAACGACUGCUGCAUCACACGAGCUCACAGGUGCUUCACCGAUACCCAUUAAGAUACCCAGUCGACCCUUGACACCGAUGUACUCUCUUUCUGCUCCUCGAUCGCCUCGCCUGGCUCCUUCGCAGCCUCCGUCACCACCUCCCCCGAGACGGUCUGUCGAAACAAGGCGGGAACCAAAGCAACCUCCGCCGCCGCCAGCUCCUCGUCUCGACAAGUCGAGAAAAAUGACUCCAGUCUCAUCGAAUCUCCCAGAUACUCGCAAGAACACCUUAUCUUGCACAGGGGCAAGUAUCGUUGACGAAACGUCUCCGUUCAACAGCCCGCCAGCCAGCCCCGAAAAGACCCACGACGACGAGAGUCCCCCUGAGCUACCCAUGCGGCCAAGAGCAGAAGUGAACAUGGACCUUGCGUCCAGAUCCAGGCCUGUCAUGGGUGCAAGUUUUGAGCCGCCGCCAGUGCAUCACUCUCUCGCAGUCAGGAGAUCAGAGCGUGAUGCGUCCGUGGAUGGAACCCCUAGGCCGUCCCUCACAACGCAACGCCCUGUGGAUGGUCGAGUCGCCCAUUCGCCCAAACGAUCGACUAGUGACCUGACGACCGUGACACACGCUACCUACAGCUACAAUUCAGGCAGACCUCCCCCGAAACCACCUAGGCCAGCUCAACAGCGUACUGGUACCACAUCAGAUACCCUAUCCAGCUCAGCACCAGCCGGACGUUCGCAGCAGCAGUCGCCGCCCACCACUCACCACUUUCCCGCGCCACCUACACGAAUUCACGCGCCUGUCAAGACGGUUGACCGACCUACCGAUAGAGAGACGCUCGACUCGCGAGCGCUCACACCGUCUCCACCAUCAAUAUCGGCCAGUCGCCCAACGCCUCGUAGUAUUUCGCCUCCGCCUGCCACAAGCACGGAGCCGGCUGUACAUGUGACGGCGUUUCCGGAUUGCGCAAAUGUCAAUCGGAAACCACCACACGCCAAAAAGGGCUGCUAUGAGAUCCAGACUAAAUACGAUCCGAGAAUCAUUGACAUCUGUGGUGACCUGGUCUGUACCAGCGGCCAGUUGACGAGAAUUUGGAAUACCCUGGAUGGGGAGCAGAUUAUGAGUCUCGCUCACACUGAAGGAGUCAGGGCAACUGCUGUUCUGUUCAAGCCAGCCGCAGACGCAGACCACGAGGGAGCUUUCAUAUGGGUCGGUACCAAUAUAGGCGAGCUCAUGGAGGUGGAGGUUGCCACGCAGCGGAUUACUGAAGUCAGGACUGGUGUGCAUGGCAAGGCGGAAAUUACCAAGAUAUACCGACACUACAACCAGCUGUGGUCACUAGACGAAGGGGGCAUUCUAAUUCUUUGGCCCGGCGAAAGCGAUGGGGUCCCGAACCUCAGAAGCCAUCCCAUUAUACAGCCAAGCAGGCUUCCAAAAGGCGCCACCUUUUCCAUGGUGGUUGGGAGUGAACUAUGGCACGCAACUGGCAAAUCGAUUCGGGUGUUUGAGCCGUCAACUGACGGGUCCAGACCGUUUCAAGUCUUGGUUCGACCCUUGACCGCUGACGGUUGUGGCGAUGUCAGUGCCGGCACCAUUCUCAGUUCAACACCCGGCAAGGUGUACUUUGGCCAUGUGGAUGGAAAAGUAAGCAUUUUUUCGUCCUCGGACUAUUCUUGUCAAAUGAUCUUGAAUGUUAGUUCCUGGAAGAUCAAUGGACUCGCGGGUGUGGGACACAAUCUUUGGGCUGCCUACAACACCGGCAAGAUAUGUGUAUACGACACGACCCGACAACCCUGGACUCUGAAGAAGGAGUGGCAGGCGCACGACCAAUCAGUCUUGAAAAUGAGGAUGGACCCAUCGGCUGCCUACCGAGUCGACCGCCUGCAAGUUGUGUCCCUUGGCACUGACAGUAAAGUCAAAUUGUGGGAUGGCAUGCUGCAGGACACCUGGCUGGAAGACGACCUCAAAUCUAAAGAUAUAAAUUAUUGCGAGUUUGAAGAAAUCAAAGCUAUGGUUCUCACAUGGAACGCGGGAGCAUCGACUCCCCACAGCCUACGAUACUCGAAAGGCGAUGGCGAUGCUACCUUCUUCCAGGAUCUACUACGAUCGAGCGGGUCACCUGAUAUUCUUAUUUUCGGCUUCCAAGAACUAGUCGACUUGGAAGACAAGACGGCUACAGCCAAGCGGCUUCUCAAGUCCAAGAAGAAGGAAGGGACUGAGCAAGAACACAUGAGUCAUCAAUACCGUGACUGGAGGGACUUUUUGCUGAAGACAUUGGACGACUAUAUGCCCGGCGAUCACUUGUACCACCUUCUCCAAUCAUCGCCGUUGGUGGGGUUAUUCACUUGCGUGUUUGUAAAGUCGACUAUUAGGGACAGGAUCCGAAACUUGAACGCAGCGGAGGUAAAACGCGGAAUGGGGGGCUUGCACGGAAACAAAGGGGCCAUUGCCGUCCGAUUUCGAGUGGAUGACACGUCCCUCUGCUUCAUCAAUUGCCACCUGGCUGCUGGACAGUCACAAGCAAACUCGCGUCACAAUGACAUCGCUGCGAUUCUGGAGGCAAAUUUGUUCCCAACCGAACUGGAUCCAGAAACGCGACUGGACACUUUUACAGGCGGGGGCGAUGGAUCCAUGAUUCUUGACCAUGAGCUUUGCAUUCUUAAUGGCGACCUCAACUACCGCAUCGAUACAAUGUCUCGUGACACCGUGGUCAAGGCCGUAAGGCAGCAGCAGCUGGCCAAAUUGCUUGACCGUGACCAACUCCUGGUGGCACGGCGUCGAAACGCUGCUUUUCGUCUGCGUGCGUUCGAAGAGCUUCCCAUAUCGUUUUCACCGACGUACAAGUAUGAUGUCGGUACGGACACGUACGACACCAGCGAAAAGAGACGAAGUCCCGCCUGGUGCGACCGUCUGCUCUUCCGGGGACAGGGGAGGGUACGUCAACUAGAUUACAAGAGACACGAAGUCCGAGCCAGCGAUCAUCGACCUGUCACGGGAAGUUUCCGCCUCUGGGUGAAGAAGAUUGAUGCAGCAGGAAGAGCAAAGGCUUGGAUGGAGAGCCAAGGGCGGUUUGAGAGUGUGCGAGCACAGGUCAUGGCGAACGAGAUAAUGACGUACCUUACGCACUUUUGUGGGUUCGACGAGCCAACAAGCCAGGCGCUAAUCAAGGAGACAUUAUCACGAAAAGUGCACCGGAGCCCAAGUAGGAAUCGGGGCGGCGGCUAUUAG
Metarhizium album ARSEF 1941 is the source of this 3693-nucleotide messenger RNA. RefSeq names its product Inositol polyphosphate-related phosphatase. Gene Ontology annotation, molecular function: protein binding; phosphatidylinositol-4,5-bisphosphate 5-phosphatase activity. The transcript is spliced from 3 exons. Gene Ontology annotation, biological process: phosphatidylinositol dephosphorylation. Bases 1 to 3693 code for a protein of 1230 amino acids. The record is from RefSeq and is a predicted model, not a curated record. Lineage: Eukaryota; Fungi; Ascomycota; Sordariomycetes; Hypocreales; Clavicipitaceae.